Messenger RNA from Drosophila eugracilis, 3930 nucleotides. RefSeq lists its product as uncharacterized. The record is from RefSeq and is a predicted model, not a curated record. The transcript is spliced from 6 exons. Gene Ontology annotation, molecular function: monocarboxylic acid transmembrane transporter activity. Lineage: Eukaryota; Metazoa; Arthropoda; Insecta; Diptera; Drosophilidae. Gene Ontology annotation, biological process: transmembrane transport; monocarboxylic acid transport. The coding region runs from base 751 to 3330 and encodes 859 amino acids.
GUCGCAUCCGCCGAAGAGGGCAACAAACGGAGAGUUUCAAAGGAAAAAAGGGUUCUGCAAGGGUUUUUCCCUCUCAAAGAAAGUCUUGGCCAACUUCUGGAAAAUAAAGGCACAUCUUUGACUGAUUUAAAUGAUAAAAACGAUCGAAUUGUACAUGGAGAUUGGUUAAACUUAAUACAAAGGACUUCAGCUGGAAUCUGGCCACAUAUCGAUUUGUUCCAAAAACUGCAUAUUCGCCAAAGAGUGAGUGAGAGAGAGAGAGAGUGCGCUUGUGCUGAAAACGGUAUCGGAAAGGGGCGACAAGGAAGCGGAAACGGAAACAGCUGCUGCAUAAACAAGAAUAAAAGGGGAACUGUGUGUGUCCUAUUAACGCAUCAUGACGCCCGAACAGCAAGGAUAUCGCCCCUAAGAAAACCCAUACAAGUUCCUCAAGGAAGCCAUCAAGUGAAGAAACUUAACGAAGAAAUCAAAAUCAUAAAGAAACAUUAAAAGUAAACCCAUCAAAACGAACCCGCAAAGGAUUCAGUGCCAAAGGAGCCGGUGCGGCAGAAGCAGACGUAACAGCAGAGUAACUAAAUUGGGCCAACCGGUGAAGGCCCGCGAACGUCAGCUCUUCAGGAUUUUAAGGACCCAAAGCAGAGGCAACCCAAUGCAUUUGGGUGCACAACAACAACGCCCCAAGCAACAACAACAACAGCGCGAGCAACAAGAGAAACAUCAAAGGCGUUUCACGUUCAGUAAAGGACGGCAAUGUCGUCCCUACAGCGUGACUGGCAUUUACAGGGUUCCCGGGGAUCGGUAUACUGCGCGAGUGAACCGGACCCAGCUGGUGGAGUCCAGUACGAGUCGGGAGGGCGCCUUCUCGACACGAACCAGGUUGAGGGCACCGGCGGAGGAGGAGCAGGCGUGGAUGUUUCCGUCGGAGGCGUGGGCCUCGAGUGCGGCUCACUGUUCUCAGUGGUGUCGGCGCCACCGGCUCCACUGCCCGACAUCAUUGUGCCCACCGAGCUCGAUGUCAAGCACAUGGAGUCACUGGGCAUGCCCGCCGCCUUCCGGUCCGGAUGCUGCUCACCCAACGCCUCGCCAAUGCGUCGACCCGCCACCCUUAGCCUGGAUACCCAAUGCUGUCCCAGAACCCUGCACGCCAGCCUCUUGGAACACCAGAUCUCCGAACUGGAAGAGGACGACAAUGAAAACCUGCUGACCGUAUCCAGCAUCACGGCACGUCCGCUGAUCGCAAAAUCGCACGAGCUUCGCAGUAGUCGAAAGUCCGGUUCCGGUUCUGGAACAGGUUUAAAUACGGCACGGAGUAAGUGCGUCCGCAGGGCCAAGGAGCGAGAACGGGAAAGAGUUGCCCUACCGAAACGAAGCAAGCAGGUGGCCAAGGAUCGGGACUCCUCAACGACCACGACGGAAAGUGGUAAUGGCAAUGUGGAGCCACCGGAUGGUGGUUAUGGCUGGUUUAUCGUCUUCGGUGCGUUCUCCGUGCAGUUCUGGGUGGCCGGAUUGGUCAAGUCGUAUGGUGUGCUGUACGUUGAAAUCAUGGAGACGUUUCCCAGUUCCACGGCCACGGUGGCCUCCUGGAUUCCAGCGAUCCUAUCGGCUCUUUGCCUUGUCCUUGCUCCAUUGUCGAGUGCCCUGUGCCAGCGAUUCUCCUGCCGGGCAGUGGUCUUCGUCGGCGGCAUCUUCUGUGCUAUGGGCAUGAUACUCAGCUACUUUGCCACCAGUCUGCUGCACCUGCUUUUCACCUUUGGCAUACUUACAGGAAUUGGUGGAGGACUCUCGACAACUCCGGGCAUUGUAAUAGUGUCCCAGUACUUUGAUAAGCACCGUGCUCUGGCAAAUGGCAUCUGCGUUUCGGGCACCGCAGCUGGUAGCUUCAUCUUGCCCGUGCUGAUAAAGCACCUUGCGGAGAACUGUGGUUUCCAUGGCACCAUCCUCAUCCUGGGCGGCUGCAUGCUGCACGUCUGCGUCUCCGCUACCCUGUAUCGCCCAAUCAGUGCUUAUACGGAUCAGGACUCGGGGCAGGGGCAAGAGGAGACAGCGAAACCCCUCAACGAGGAUAUCAAUCCGAGUACCACGGGCAUACUGACCACAUCCACCUACCUGGACACCUGCGAGGUGGGUGCGGGUCAUGAGCUGAGCGACAAGUUCAUUGAGCAUCUCUUUCUGGAGGAGUCCAAGAACCACCUUAACUACUACGCCAGCAAGCAGCCAGCCCAGGACAAAUCAGCUCAGGAGAGCGACGACGAGGUGAAGGACAUUAUUGGUGAGACCACCUUCAUCAAGCCCAUGAAGAAGGUGCGCAGCUCCGGGCUACUGCACUCUGUGGAGGAUCUCAGCACGGAUUCCACAUGGGUGUACCGCAAACACUCCGGCACGGAUUCGAAUCGUGGAAGUCGUCGUCGGCGCAAUGUCUUUGCCAACGACGAAGUGAUCUCAAAGAUCCAAGCCCAUUUGGAGAAACCUCUGUCGCCACCGAGUGUGGUUAGUCGUGGUCUUAGUAAGAGCAUGGAGAUUCCCACCCCGGUGAGCAACCUUAGUGAUCUCAAGCAGCAGCCGACAGAGCAAGCGGAACACGUCAUCCUAGACUCCCAGCUGGUGGAGUCCAUAGAUAGCGACUGCCAUGGCGCCGUCGAUGACGAUGACGAAGAUGACGAGGAGCAGGGACCACGCACUUGCUGCGAACGCAUAGAGAUGUACCUGGAUAUAAGCCUACUACAGGAUCCGAGCUUCAUCCUGAUGUGCCUCUCCGUUACUCUUAUGUCCGUCGGAUGUCCCUAUAUGCUGUACUACCUGCCCGCACACGUUAUCUCGAUAGGUUACAAUAAAAGCGAAGCUGGAUACCUGGUAGCCAUUAGUGCGGUCCUGGAUUUAAUAGGACGAUUGGGACUCGGCUGGCUGUGUGACCUGCAGCUCUUUGAUCGCAAAAAGACCUAUACCUUGUGCAUUUUGGGGGCCGGAUGUGCUGUCUUAACGAUACCCUUCGCCAAGACCUUGAUUCUGGUUGGUCUUUCGGCUGCUGUCUACGGUCUUUGCCUGGGCAGUUGGUAUGUCCUGAUGCCCGUUCUUCUGGCAGAUGUAUUUGGAACGGACAGGAUUAGCUCAAGCUAUGGGCUAGUAAGAAUGUUCCAGAGCAUCGGUGCCAUUUCAGUGCCCCCGUUGGCGGGACUGAUGCGAGAUCUCUCCGGGGACUAUGAGAUCUGUUUCUAUUGCAUGGGAUCCUGUAUGGUGCUAGGCUGCACUCCGCUGGUAGUGUGGUCCAUACUGGAGGCCCGCAACCAUCGGUUGUUUGUACAUCGCGAGGAGGAGGACUGCGAGGAGGCCUAGGAAUAGGUGGUUGCUAAUUAGUUGGUUGCCCCCAUAAGUUAAUCGUGUUUUAGUAGCGAUCAAAUACUAGUUGAGUUCCUGAGUUUCAGAGUUCGAAUGCCUCACCGAUAUUGCUGAUUCUACCAGUUACUAUUAAUACUAUCCGAACGUUCUCAUCCCUUUAACCAGUCUUAACCAAUCCAUGCCCACUCGCACCCAAACGCUUGUUAUCCUUUGGUUGAGCAACAGCAAAAGGAUGUGUGAGAGGAGAUUCAAACGAAGAAACCAAAAUGUAAAACAACCAACCAACAACUGAGCACCAAAAGUUGCGCAAAAAGAACUGAGUUUAAAAGACAUGAACUACAAAUACCCAUAUAUAACUUUAUAAUAUGAUAGUUACGAUCCAUGCCCGAUUAGAUGGUUAUAUAGGCCGACUAUAGAUCUAGGUUCGCAUGCCCAUAUCAGAACGAACUCAAACGUGGUGCAGGAAAAUAAGAAGAGGCUAUAGCAAGAUCGGUGGCUUGACUUAAGAACAUCGCAUUACAUUACCCUAGACUUAAAUUAGUUGUUGUGAGACAUUUACCCAAAAAAAGGAAUUACAAAAUAAACACCAAAUCAAGA